This is a messenger RNA of Nyctereutes procyonoides (raccoon dog), 1967 nucleotides long. RefSeq names its product centromere protein P (gene CENPP). Gene Ontology annotation, biological process: CENP-A containing chromatin assembly. Lineage: Eukaryota; Metazoa; Chordata; Mammalia; Carnivora; Canidae. Bases 38 to 1006 code for a protein of 322 amino acids. Gene Ontology annotation, cellular component: nucleus; chromosome, centromeric region. The record is from RefSeq and is a predicted model, not a curated record. The transcript is spliced from 6 exons.
CCGCGUCUCUCAGGCCGCAGCUACUUAGUGCCGCGCCAUGGAGGCCCAGAGGGAGGAGGUCUGCGCCCUGGAGGCCGAGAUCGCGGCCCUGCGGCGGGCGUGCGAGGAGCCGCGGGCGGCGGGGGAAGACGCUGGGCUUGUGCAAAAAUCACUUCAAGAAAUAUAUCAAUCAGAUUCUGAAGGAUGGGCCUCUUCGAAAGAUCUGCGAAGUCAUCUUGAACAUUUAGAAUCAGAACUUCUUUUUCUAAGCACACUUACUGGUAUCAAUAUAAGAAAUUACUCUAUGAAGACAGAGGACUUAACAAGCACUGAGAAGACGGAAAAGAGUAUAAAGAAAGUUCUGCAGAAACACAGGUUAUCAGGAAAUUGCCACAUGAUUACAUUUCAACUUGAAUUUGAGAUUCUGGAAAUCCAGAAUAAGGAGAGUUUGUCUUCUGUUAUUACUGACCUCAACAUAAUAAUGGAGCCCAGCGAAUAUUCAGAAUUAAGUGAAUUUGUGUCUAGAGCAGAAGAAAGAAGAGAUCUAUUGAUGUUUUUCCGAAGCCUACGCUUUUUUGUGGAGUGGUGUGACUAUCGUAAGCGCACAUUUCAACACUUGAAGAAUGAACCUGCAGGGCCACCAGCCGGAUGGGGAAGCAGAGCACGAGCAGCCCCCAAAGCCCCUCCCCGCAGGGCCAAAGCCUGCCACCCCGCCACCACGGAGCAUGACUGUGCUGUGUCUGGGCAUCUCUCCACGUGGAACGUGGCCUUCUGUUCUGCGAGUGAGCCACAGUGUAUUCACCCAGGACUCUGUUCUGGGGCCUCCCGGGUUCUGGCGUUUGUAAAUAGUGCUGCUUCCCACAUGUCUCCCGGUGACGCAGGUACGGACUUAGAUUGGGUGGGACUGCAAAGCUCUGGGGAGACACAUUCAGCUUCAGGGGCAUUGCCUGCAACAUGGGAGGGCUAUCAUCACACCAUGUCCAGACCUGCCUUGUCACUUGUUUGCAGCCAUCCAGGUGUAUUGUGACGUCCCAGCACAGUUUUUGCUGCAUCUCCCUGGUGUUCAGGAAAUGAACUGUCCUUUAUCGGGACAUAGCCACGGUUUAGCAGAGUGUCCAGGGUUUUUAUUAGAACUCUCAACACAGGUGACCGAGGAUUGGGACAGAAACCUAACUCACACAGGCUGAGCAGAAAGGGAGUGAGUGGCUCCGGGAGCAAUAUGGGCUGGAAUGGCUCAAACGGUCCAAGAAAGGGUCACCCAAGCGUGAGGUCACACCGAGGUGGACGAUGAGCCCCCACAGGCACCUGCCAGGGCAGCAUACAACCUUGCACAGCCUGGAGGAGCUGCUUGUGACCCCCUAGUAUCUCUUUAGCCGAGGGGCCCUGCAGGCAAAGGCUCGGUCCACCUGUUAGUUGGUGCAGGUUGGACAUCGGCCGUUUGUGAGGAGCCCAUAGUCUGUGAGGAUGAUCUCCUGAGUGGGCAGGUCGGUGGCCCACAGCCACCCCCACGUGGGUCAAGCCAGGUCAUCAUGUAAGUGCGCAGGAAUGUGAAGCAUGUUUACAGGAGCUGCUUGAGCAGGAGAAAGCAAUUCAGGACAAGAAGGAAAAUCCUCUGCCCUCAUUUCCCCAAGAGAAACUCCGUGAUGAAAAUAGGGAUCAGCACACAUUCUUGGUCUGAAGAGACACCAAUAGGUCCAAGUGUUUUCCGUGUUCUCACGUGUUCUGAGUCUCUGGUCAAGCCCAAGGCCACAGGGCCUCCCCCCACCCUGCCCAGGCCGGCGGUGACAGUGCUGCUGGGUCAGCCACGGGGCCUGUGGACCUUGUUCUAGGACCAAAGAGCAACUGUGCUUCCCCCUUGGAGUGACAGAUGGGAGCCCCAUGUGAACCUUGCAGGACGGCGGCUGCCCUGUUGGGUUUUCCUCCCUCUCCCCCUCAUCUCAGCUGCCCCGUGGGAUCCAGGCUGGGAGUCCUGAGGCUGGAAAAGGAUG